Solea solea (common sole) is the source of this 2852-nucleotide messenger RNA. RefSeq names its product glutamate decarboxylase 3 (gene gad3). The transcript is spliced from 16 exons. Gene Ontology annotation, cellular component: cytoplasm. Gene Ontology annotation, biological process: carboxylic acid metabolic process. Bases 140 to 1750 code for a protein of 536 amino acids. Gene Ontology annotation, molecular function: pyridoxal phosphate binding; carboxy-lyase activity. Lineage: Eukaryota; Metazoa; Chordata; Actinopteri; Pleuronectiformes; Soleidae. The record is from RefSeq and is a predicted model, not a curated record.
GUCUGGGACCUUCCAGGGCAAGGUAACGGGUUAAGAGAUUUCCGUGAAGUGUGUUGUUCUUCAAAUUAAGAGCAGGUACAGCUGGACGGAACCCUUGAUCGGUAUCAUAUUUGAAAAACGGACCUUAAUUUGUUUAGAUAUGGAUUUCUUACAGCUACCAGACAAAAUCAGUGAUACAUCAGCUGGGAGGGACAAAGAGCAGGAGGACUCAGCAGCACUCAGAGACAGGAGAGCGAUUCCGGCUGACUUCAGCAACAUCUACAGCAAAGACCUGCUCCCAGCUUCAGGAGGUCAAGAGAUUACUCGGGAGUUUUUGCAGGAGGUGGUUGCCAUCCUCUUGGGUUACAUCUGCAAGUCAACUCAGAGGAAUACCAAGGUCCUGGACUUCCACCAUCCUCACCAGCUGAAGGAGGGACUGGAGGGCUUCAGUGUGAAGCUGCCAGAACAACCGGAGACUCUGGAGCAGAUACUCGUGGACUGUAGAGACACACUCAAAUACGGUGUCAGCACAGGCCAUCCCCGUUUUUUCAACCAGCUGUCCUCAGGUCUGGAUGUUGUUGGUGUUGCGGGUGAAUGGUUGACCUCUGUUGCCAACACUAACAUGUUUACUUAUGAAGUGGCUCCUGUUUUCACCCUCAUGGAGGAGGUUCUACUCAGGAAGAUGCACAGCAUGGUGGGAUGGUCUGAUGAUGAAGCAGAUGGAAUCUUCUGUCCAGGAGGCACCAUCUCCAACCUGUACAGCAUCCUGGUGGCCAGAUAUCACUUCAACCCCGAGGUGAAGACCAAAGGGAUGGGAGUUCUUCCUCCACUGGCUCUCUUCACAUCCGAGCAUAGUCACUAUUCAGUGAAGAAAUGUGCCGCCGUGCUGGGGAUGGGCAGUGACAAUGUGUUGGUGGUGAAAUGUGAUGAACGGGGGAAAAUGAUUCCUACUGAACUUGAGUCUUGCAUUGUUCAAGCUGAAAACCAGGGUUUGGUUCCAUUCUAUGUGAAUGCGACGGCAGGAACCACAGUAUUUGGUGCCUUUGAUCCUCUCAGUGCCAUCGCAGACAUCUGCCACAAACACACACUCUGGAUGCAUGUCGAUGCAGCGUGGGGUGCAGGCCUGCUCAUGUCAGACAGACACAGCAUGAAACUACAGGGCAUCGAACAAGCUUGUUCUGUAACAUGGAAUCCUCACAAGUUGAUGGGAGUCCCUUUGCAGUGCUCGGUCAUACUGGUCAAGAAGAGAGGUCUCUUGCAGCAGUGUAAUGAGCUGGGGGCUGAGUACCUUUUCCAGCCGGAUAAACCGUACGAUGUGAGCUAUGAUGCUGGAGAUAAGAGCAUCCAGUGUGGUCGACAUGUUGAUGUCUUUAAGUUUUGGCUCAUGUGGAAAGCAAAGGGCUCAGAGGGUUUUGGAUCUCAGAUCAACAAAUGCUUAGAGAAUGCUGAGUAUCUGUAUGAUCAACUGCAGAGGAGGACCGACUUUGAACUGGUCUUGAAAAACAAACCAGAGCACAGUAAUGUGUGUUUCUGGUACAUCCCUCCCAGUCUGAGAGGCCUGCCAGCUGGACCUGACAGGGAUGAAAGACUCCAUCAGGUGGCUCCCAGAAUCAAAGGCAGGAUGAUGGAGAAGGGCUCUCUUCUGAUUGGCUAUCAGCCUUUAGGAGCCAGAGUCAAUUUCUUCAGGUGUGUCUUCUCCAAUCCUGCGACACAGCAAGAGGACAUUGACUUCCUGCUGGACGAGAUUGCCCAACUGGGCUAUGACCUCUGAUCUCUCUUGUUAUGGUCAUGUUAAAGGAAACAAGUAGAUCUGAUAUUGCGUGCGUCACAGAGUAGCUGUGCUGCAGUCAGUUGUUGGCAAAUCGUCUUUUUUAAAAUCUCAUCGAACUGCACUUGAGAAACAUUUGCAACCGUCAACUGCUUGUGCUCCUAUUUACACUCAUUGUCUCAUUAAAGGCAGUAUGUUUACUCUCGCUUAAAUGCUAUAGUUCACCGUUCAUACAUGUUCCACACACCUGCUGUUCAUGUACAUUUCAACUUUUAAGAACCAACCAAUGGUGAAAUGAUCCCUGCCUCUGGGCAGAUGCUGCAGGUGGUGCAAUUAGCCUGGAUGACACAUUUAAAGUCAGAUCAAUUCUUGACUCAUGACUUUCCCUGGUUUUAAUUCUCAACUCUGAUGUAGUUAGAUGUAGUUAAGACCACACUAAGACGUCCAUCUGAACCCUCAGAGAAUUGAAUGAUGUCACCUGCUGUGUGUCCAAGUGUGGAAGAAAUGUGACACGCUUCAUACUUCAUGUUGUAAAUGGUCUUUUCUAGUAUUGGUGACCAAUCAAUUCUCAACACCCAUUUCACUCACUUUUAUACAGCACAUUUUCUGUCACACAUCUUUCAUACCGGGCCACACAGUGGUGUAGUGGUUAGCAUGGGCCUUUCUGCAUGGAGUUUGCAUGUUCUCCCCGUGUGUACGUGGGUUUUCUCAGUUUUCUCCGGCUUCCUCCCACAGUCCAAAAACAUGCAAUGUGGGGAUUAGGUAAAUUGGACACUCUAAAUUGACCACAGAAGUGAGUGUGAGAGUGAAUGGUUGUUUGUCUCCAUCUGUGUGUGGCCCUGCGAUGGACUGGCGAACUGUCCAGGGUGUACCCCGCCUAUUGCCCGAUGUAGCAGAGAUUUGCACAGCACCCCCCGCGACCCUCUGGUGGAAGAUAAAGCGGUAAUUUAUGACUGACUGACAUCUUUCAUACCUGUUUGUGGGUUAAUGUCUUGGAACAUUUUAUUUUUACAGCAUAUAUCACAGCCCAAUCAUUCAUCAAUCAAGUGAUUCAAACAAUAUGCAUACAAUGAAGAACAGUGUAGGUUAUAAACAGCGUUGAAAA